CGCCAAUUCGUCGGAGAGGCGGACGAAAGGCAAGGAUGCCAAGCGGGCGACGGACGAUCUCUCAUACGAGGAUCGACAUUACCGUCCUGGGGCGGCACCUAGUGCUGCUGCUGGCACUGAGAUGAGUCACCCGCGGUCGCUCUCCCCACCUGUCCGUCGGGACCACCCAAGCGAGGAUCGCUCUGGUCGUUCGCGCAGAGAGCCAACACCGCCGAGGGUGCCUGAGAGCGACUAUACGGAGGGGCGGCACGGCAACCUAUCCUCUCGCAUCACAAUGGAUGUGGACCCUCCGCCUCGCCAAAGUCGCACCCGUGGCCGACAGGAUCGCCUCGACAUGGACGUCUCUCCCCGAAACAGGUCGUUGGAUCGAGAACAAACGAAUCGUCGUGGUCCCAAUGACUGGUCGGCACCUAGUACGUUAUUCGCAUCAUCCCCUCUAUCGCGUCCCCGGCGUGCGAUCUCCUCCCGAGGUGGAGGACAUGGUCGAUUCGGCUGUCUCGAGAAGCCUAGGGAGUCGAGUGCCGUUGUCCCCUUCUGCCAUUAUCCGACCUCUUCUCGUACGCGGCCCAAGGACGUUCACCCUGGAAUCACCCUUUUCCGCUUUCUCCUUUGUCUGCGUCUCCGUUCGUCGCCCUCCUUACCUUGUCCGUUUUCAUCUUGCAGGGACUAGAUCACCGCCGCCACACCUCCGCGCGCCCUCCCCACCGGGUGCUCGUCGAUUCUCUCGUGGCUCAUCGCCCGGAAGCUCUCCAGCAUCGCUUCCCCCGCCAUUGGCUCCGAGACAGAGACCUUGGCCCGAAAGGCCUACGAAUCCUCCGAGGUCAUUGUCACCACGUGGUCACGGUGACUACUCACCCAUUGACUCUGUGCCCCAACGUCGAGGACGGGAAGCUGACAGUAUAGAUACUGGCUAUGGAUUCGACACCAAGCGAAGGCGAGUCGAUGAUCGUGAUGAUGACCUCCCUUCCCGUCGAAGCAGCGCUGUCGAUGUGCCGCCUGUACGUGGAUUACCAGCACGUCCGCAAACGUCCUUCCCCUCGCCGACACCAGAUGAUCGCCCUCGCAAGCGUGCACCUCUGCCACCGCAAAGUGCUCGUUUCCGGGAGGUGCGCCACGCUCCAGUGCAGGAGCCGUUGCCGCUGCCAGCCCCUGCCGCUGAAGGCGGCCGGCGCGGCUACCCCGACUUGCCCCCUCGAGCACCACGGGAGGACGAUGCACCUAUGAGAUAUGCUAACGUGCCUACUGACGCGCCUCCCCUCCGUCGCCAGGGACCUCCUGCCAUCACCGAGCCCGAGUUCGAUGGGCGUGGUCGCCCGCCGCCUACUAGACCUGCUAUGACAAGUAGACCUGGUAGUCGCUUUGACGAUUUGCCUGGACAGGGACCUCGAGAAUUCAUCUCUGAACCAAUGGACAUCGAUGGGCCGCCUAGCUUGCCACCUCCGCGUGGCUUCGAAGGCUCUUCCAGGCCAAGCUCGUCUAUGUAUGCAGACCGCAUGGGUGAUGCACCUGGAGAUGCGCCAAGGGGCCCAAGAGCUAUGGCAGGUGGACGAGAGCCCGUAGUCAACGUUCCUUCGCAGCGCUUCCCGCCUCUGGAGACGCAAGGCCCGCCGCCGCCACACACGAGCUCUUGGAACAUCGGUAGCCCGUCAACUGUCCGCGGGGGACUCAGGACCAUGCCGCGCCCCGUACCCGAGGUUGUCCAUGCUUUGAUCCUCAUGCUGCAGCUCUCGUUCUCAUAUCUCCUUCCUCGCUGUUUCAGAACCCUCCGAAGCAGCCGUCAUUCGGUCCCCCGCCUCCCAGGUCGGUGUCAGGAACGAACCUCGUACCUAUAGGCAACAGGAAGAUACCGCCUGCACGCGAGCCGGACGUUGUCCCCUCCCCUCAAGACAGACUGCCUCCCCCUAAUCAUUUUGCGACACC
This is a messenger RNA of Rhodofomes roseus, 1920 nucleotides long. RefSeq lists its product as uncharacterized. The transcript is spliced from 2 exons. The record is from RefSeq and is a predicted model, not a curated record. NCBI's taxonomy places the organism in Eukaryota, Fungi, Basidiomycota, Agaricomycetes, Polyporales, Fomitopsidaceae. The coding region runs from base 279 to 1832 and encodes 517 amino acids.